Molecule: messenger RNA, 1577 nt
Organism: Oreochromis aureus
Lineage: Eukaryota; Metazoa; Chordata; Actinopteri; Cichliformes; Cichlidae
Gene: decr2
Product: 2,4-dienoyl CoA reductase 2, peroxisomal
Exons: 10
Coding region: 315-1217 (300 amino acids)
Biological process (GO): fatty acid catabolic process
Molecular function (GO): 2,4-dienoyl-CoA reductase (NADPH) activity
Source: RefSeq, a predicted model, not a curated record
CUUUGCUUUAUUUGUAUAUUCAUACAUAUAUUCCCUCUGUCUGCCGUUUUUAACAUGUUUCGACCGGGAUGUAUUCGUUGUCUUGAAUGCACCCUUGUCGGACUUCAUUGCCCACAAUGCACCACUAAAGGACGAAAAGUAAACGUCCAAGGUCCAAAUCGUUCCUACCAGAAAAAAGUGCUAAUGAGUGAACUAUAAAUGCAGAUACAGGUGGGCCUGGUUGUGUGUUAGUGUUUCGUGUUCAGCACAGAGGCCUUGGACUGUUGUUUUGUCAGCGCUACUAACCAGCUCGUCGUCUUCUUCAGACAAUCAGCAUGGCAGAGUCGAAAAGAAAGGCAGAGUUGCUGCCUGAAGAUGUUGGCACGGAUGACUGUCUGACUUCAUACACUUACAUCUACAGUCCGGAUUUACUGAAAGACCAGGUUGCUUUUAUCACAGGUGGAGGAUCUGGAAUCGGUCUGCGCAUAGCUGAAAUCUUCAUGAGGCAUGGCUGUGACACAGUGAUUGCCAGCAGGAACUUAGACAAGCUCAAUGAGGCUGCUAAAAAGCUGUCAGCUGUGUCAGGGCGGCGCUGUCUUCCACUGUGUAUCGACGUGAGGCAGCCCGACAGCAUCAUGGCUGCUGUGGAUGAGACCCUGAAAGAGUUUGGCCGUGUGGACAUCCUUGUUAACAAUGCUGCUGGGAACUUCCUCUGCCCUGCUACCGCACUCUCCUUCAAUGCCUUCAAGACCGUUCUGGAUAUAGACACUUUGGGUACAUUCAACACCAGCAAGGUGGUUUAUGAGAAGUGGUUCAAGGAUCAUGGUGGCAGCAUAGUCAACAUUUCUGCAACGCUUGGAUACAGAGGACAGGCCCUGCAGGUGCACGCUGGCUCUGCCAAAGCGGCAAAUGAUGCCAUGACCAAGCACCUGGCUGUGGAGUGGGGGCCCAGUGGAGUGAGAGUCAAUGCUGUGGCUCCAGGUCCUAUCUCUGGGACAGAGGGCUACCGCAGGCUGGGUGGUCCUAGAGGGGAAGCUGCUGGUGCUUUCCAGUCCAUUCCUUUGCAGCGAGCUGGCAACAAGACAGAAAUGGCCCACUGCGCUCUCUUCCUGGCCAGCCGGGCGUCGUCUUACACGACUGGAGCCAUCCUGGUGGCGGAUGGCGGGGCCUGGCUGACCUCAGCCAACGAUUUCUCCAUGCUGUUGGGUAUAGCUUCCUCUAAAUCUGCUAAACUCUGAACGGGGGCUCUCCUUUCCUCCUCCUGACGCCUCCCCCCCCCCCCAGGUUAUUGGUCAACUGAACAGAAAAGAGACAAGUAAUUGCUGAAACAAAGAAAUAUUGCAGCCAUCUGUAGUACUGAAAUGCUACGUGUACAGUAUUUGUAGUUUAUGUAAUCCACUGGUGCCUUAAGUCAGUAUUGAAACUCAUGGAGUUGAACACUAAUGUACUAUAUUUGCUGUACUAUAGUAGUUUACAGUCUCAGAAAUAAAAAAAAAUACUUUAUUACAAAUGACCAACUUUUUUUUUUCUCUCCAUUCCACUGCUGUGUGUAAGUGUGCAUUUAAUGAAAUCAUGUUAAAUAAAAUAUUUGCCUUCUA